Molecule: messenger RNA, 1281 nt
Organism: Aspergillus versicolor CBS 583.65
Lineage: Eukaryota; Fungi; Ascomycota; Eurotiomycetes; Eurotiales; Aspergillaceae
Exons: 7
Coding region: 1-1281 (426 amino acids)
Biological process (GO): transmembrane transport
Cellular component (GO): membrane
Molecular function (GO): transmembrane transporter activity
Source: RefSeq, a predicted model, not a curated record
AUGUAUUCAAUCUCGCUGAUCGAUCGUCUAAACCUGGGACUUGCGUAUGUCGCCGGAAUGAGGGAAGAUCUGCAGUUGGACGUUGGCACAAGAUACACCAUUGUUGUAAUGGUGUUCUUCGUGGCUUAUAUUAUAUUUGAGAUUCCAAGUAACAUGAUCUUACCAAAAGCUGGUGCCGCUAACUGGUUGGCGUUUCUCGGGGCUAGCUUUGGUUCUAUUAUGAUAGGAAUGGGUUUCACUAAAAACUGGGCAACCCUGGCAGUGUGUAGAGCCCUUCUUGGUACUAUGGAGGCUGGAUUCCUUCCGGGCUGCACGUACCUUAUCACUUGCUGGUACACUCGCUUCGAGGUCGGGAAACGGCUGUCUGCUUUCUGGCUCAUGUCUGUGGUCAUGAAUGGAUGUGCGGCGAUCUUCGCCUAUGCCCUAACCCAGUUAAGCGGAACGCAUGGAAUCAAUGGCUGGAGAUGGAUUUUUAUUAUUGAGGGUGCCAUCACGACCGGAGUCUGCUUGGUAGGCCGGCUUAUAAUCAUCGACUUCCCUACCAAGGCAGAAGGCUUCCUAGCCCCUGAGGAAAAGGAAUUCAUGAUAGCCAGGAUUAACAAUGACCGGGGAGAUGCCGAAGAAGACAAGCCAACCUUACCCAAGAUCCUCCACCAUCUCAAAGACUGGAAGCUAUAUUUCUGGGCAUUUAACCUGUUCGCAUCGAUGCUUCCGGCAUACGCGCUGGGAUACUUUAAAACAAUUAUCCUGGAGGGCAUGGGCUUCUCAACCAUGCUCAGUCAGCUUCUUACUGCGCCCCCGUACAUACCAGGCGCUGCAGUGGCACUCAUCUCCGGGUGGCUGUCCGAUAAAUACCACAUCCGGGGCCCCAUGAUCGCAAUCCACCAGUUGAUAACCGCAGUCGGGAUGCUUGUCACUGCGUACGGGCAGUCAAGCGGAGCUCGUUAUUUCGGAAUAUUCCUAGGCAUCGGUGCGCUGCAAUAUUGCAUCCCUGGCGUGCUUACCUUCCAGGCCAAUAACAUUGUGUCCAACUCGAAACGCGCCGUGGCGUCCGCAACAUGUUUGAUUGGUGGUGGUGUGGGAGGGAUCGUUGCAGGCGUUGUCUUCAGAUCCAGCGAAAGCCCACAAUACCCAACUGGCAUUUGGACGACGUUUGCAGUCAGCAUUGUCAGUGUUGCUUUGACGAUAAUCAUGGAUGUUUAUUUUUGGAGAGCCAACAAACGCGCGAGAGCAAGUGGUCGGCCUCUCGAGGGGCGAGAUGGGUGGUAUUACACUCUCUAG